UAUAAUGGUUGCCUGGCCCAUCGGUCUGGUCGCCGGCGCCGCGACGCGAGAUCCAGCUAAGCUAGGGUUUCUUUCAACUCCUGGAGAACUAUCGGCGAACGGGCUUGUUGGAAGGGCAAACAUGAGUAAGCUUCAGACCGAUGCCCUUAGAGAAGCUAUCACAACCAUUAUCAAAGACUCCACAGAGAAUAAGCGAAACUUUGUGCAGACUAUUGAACUCCAGAUUGGGUUGAAGAAUUAUGAUCCCCAAAAAGAUAAGCGUUUCAGUGGUUCUGUGAAGCUACCACAUAUUCCUCGCCCGAAAAUGAAAGUAUGCAUGCUUGGAGAUGCUCAGCAUGUAGAAGAGGCGGAGAAAAUAGGUUUGAGUUAUAUGGAUGUGGAAGCUUUGAAGAAGCUAAAUAAGAACAAAAAACUUGUUAAAAAGCUUGCCAAGAAGUAUCAUGCCUUUUUGGCUUCAGAAUCUGUCAUCAAACAGAUCCCUCGACUAUUGGGUCCUGGUCUUAACAAGGCAGGGAAGUUUCCUACACUUGUUACUCAUCAGGAGUCCCUUGAGUCUAAAGUUAAUGAGACCAAGGCUACAGUAAAGUUCCAGCUGAAGAAGGUUCUCUGCAUGGGAAUUGCCGUGGGGAAUGUCUCUAUGGAGGAGAAGCAGAUAUUUCAGAAUGUCCAAAUGAGUAUUAACUUCCUUGUUUCCUUGUUGAAGAAGAAUUGGCAGAACGUUAAAGUUCUGCACCUUAAGAGCACCAUGGGCAGUCCAAACCGCAUCUUCUGAGUUAAAUUUUUGUCUGCUAACUAGUGCAAGGAGUUUUGCUAGUUACUUUGUUUCCUUGAUUAGUAGUGUUGAAAUGUUUUUUUUUUUUUUUGAUAAGAGUAGUGUUGAAAUGUUCAGACAUGCACAAGAUUUUGUUGGAGAAAUUGAGUUAUUGCAUUAUAAUUUUGACCCUCAACUGGAGCUUUGUCAUUAUUUUCUUCAUUUACUGUGUGUGAUGCCCCCUUAUUUGUUCA
Tripterygium wilfordii is the source of this 1005-nucleotide messenger RNA. Its product is annotated as 60S ribosomal protein L10a-2-like. The record is from RefSeq and is a predicted model, not a curated record. NCBI's taxonomy places the organism in Eukaryota, Viridiplantae, Streptophyta, Magnoliopsida, Celastrales, Celastraceae. The transcript has 6 exons. Gene Ontology annotation, cellular component: large ribosomal subunit. Bases 5 to 772 code for a protein of 255 amino acids. Gene Ontology annotation, biological process: translation. Gene Ontology annotation, molecular function: structural constituent of ribosome; RNA binding.